ACGGUAAAAAGUUGUACUCACAAUCUUAAGGAGAUCGAGUACCUCUGAAAGAGAAAAACGUUAGAGAGCAGAGAAAGAAAACAGGAGGACCAACGAAGAAAAAGAUCUUCGACAUAGCUGCUGCAUAUAAACUACAUUGCUGUCAUUUAAAGACUUUGGGCAGAAAACCAUUCAGAAAAUGAAGAUUGAUAGUAUAUCUACCAUUAUAAUUGAUAUAUUACUUAUCUGGGUAGGAUUUAUUUCUACAUUACCAAUCUCAAAGUUGUGCUAUCUCACAGAUAUUACUUCCGGUCCAUCACGUGUAAUUACUUCUGGUGAGUGCGGACUGAAAUGUGGAUCAAAGGCUGGAUGUCUAACAUUCAUUAUUUGUGACAUUGCUUUCUCUAAGACAUGUACAAUCUACAAACUUGCUUCCAAAGAAACAUGCGGAAAAGAAGGAGUCAAAUGCUCAUACUUCAUACAGAACACUGUGUCCUCUGAUUCUGGCGAAAUCACGAAAUCCUUAAGAUUAAGUGAACAAGAUAUGAUUGUUUCACCUGUUACCAAGACAACGACAACGAUAACAAAAACAGUAACCACAACGUCUGUAGUGACAUCAUCUUUUCCGGCCACAUCACCUGAGAUAGAGACCGAAUCAGAGACAUCUUCUCAUGCGACGUCAUCGACUGCUGAUUAUGCUGAGACGACAACUGAAGUCGAUGAAUCGACUUCAGAUGAAACCACUGAAAGAGCAACAGGAACUACAAUUCUAUCUCAAACCCUGGGUUUAAAUCUUUCAACGAAGAUUCCAAGAAAUGAAAGCGCGAUAACCGAUACCAGUACUUCAACAACUAGUGAAUCAAUGACAACAGAAGUCCCUGCUACAACAAAGAGUAUGAAUUGCCCUGACCACCUUCCUAAGGAAAUUUGUCAGCAUUUAACAUGAGACCUAAUGGUGAAUUACCUCUUUAUUUCACUUCUGCCUUUCUAGGACACUUUUUGUUGGUAAAAAAAUAUUAUUUGUGUUGAGACAAAUCUUGGGAAUAGUGUCAUGUUAGAAAUUGUAAGAAAGAUAUAUGCUGGCAAUAUACAGUUCAUGUUAGACUUCUUGUGUUUCUUAUUUUUAAAUAGUUAGGUU
Saccostrea cuccullata (small rock oyster) is the source of this 1117-nucleotide messenger RNA. RefSeq names its product location of vulva defective 1-like. The transcript has 2 exons. The coding region runs from base 179 to 925 and encodes 248 amino acids. Lineage: Eukaryota; Metazoa; Mollusca; Bivalvia; Ostreida; Ostreidae. The record is from RefSeq and is a predicted model, not a curated record.